GAUGGACAGCUACUUAAAUAUGAUGGAGGAGGAAUUUGAAGAUGGAAGUGACUCAGCAAUGGAUAAAACCAGCAUGCCUAUUGUCAAGUACCCCAAAACAGUCGAUCCUCUUUGGUAUGAAUGGGACAGGAAAGCUCAGAAAUGUGGAUUAAGGCAUACAGUUUAUGCUGUGAACGGGGAUCGCUACACCGGGGAGUGGCUGGAGAAUCUUAAACAUGGCAAAGGCACCCAAAUGUGGAAAAGCACAGGGGCAAUCUACAGCGGUGACUGGAAAUUUGGGAAACGGGUUGGCUAUGGGACAUACAGCCUUCCUGAUCCCAUCACUAAAGAAUACAAGAAAGUAUAUACAGGCUGGUGGAAAAAUGACAAGAUGUGGGGCUACGGAAUCAAGUUUUAUUCAGAUAAAGAGUAUUAUGAAGGGGAAUGGAGUGUUGGGAAGAGAGAUGGCUGGGGAAGGAUGUAUUACCAGGAUGGGUCCAUCUACGAAGGCCAGUGGACGGAAGACAAGCCGGGGGGACAAGGGCUCUUCCGCAUGAAAAAUGAAAACCGGUAUGAAGGUUCCUGGAAAGAUGGGAAGAAGAAUGGACCAGGAAAGUUCUUCUAUUUGGAUUCAGGGCAAUUAUUUGAAGGUUUCUGGGUGGACGACAUCCCGAAGUGUGGAACUAUGAUCGACUUUGGCCGUGAAGAAGCACCCAAACCCACUCAGUAUCCGAUUCCAAAGAUCGAACUGGCGGACCCCGAAGGUGUGCUGGAGGAGGCUGUUGCAGGAUUCGAGAGUACCAAAGAGUGAGAGGCUUCGCUUCAGAAAGAAUGACGAGAGCGACAAUCCCGUGCCACAGAAUUGUGUUAACUUUUGCAUUAAGUCCAUAUCUUUGGUGAUCUCUGGUGUUGGAUCGAGAGUCUCCCCUCCCCCCUGGCAAUCAACAGAUGCCAUUUGCAAGUACAUAUCUGCUGCCUUAACAAGCCCCUUCCACCAGUCCCUCCUCCUCUCUUUGGGCUAUACAAGGUCCUUCAGCUCAGUUGUUGAAUAGCGGCAGAGGGCAUGCUGGAAGGAGCCAAGCACGGGCUCCUCUGACUUGACAUCUCCUCCUGGCACACUCGUCCAGUGCCUUUGCUGCACACAAGACCUGGCGCUCAACCUGGAGCCUGCCUUUCAGCCUGUUCUCUGUAAUAAAAAGGUAGGUGUCAGGGUGAGAGCCUUGAACAAUACACAGCCGCGUCUACAAAAGCUCAUCCCAGCCGGGGCCUUCCUAACAAAACUCACAGGCUCAGCAAAGCCCUGCCUUUCUCAGGGCCCAUCAGUGUUCACUGGGUAAGGCCGCAAGCUAUUGACCUGCACAGAACUUCAUGGAAAAAGCAACAACUGCUCAGAGGGAGCUCUGAGACUGGCUUCCGAGAAUGAGCAGGCAAAGAAUUUGCAUACAUGGCAACACGAAGGUACAAAGCUGUCUUACACCAGAAGUCCAGCCCGGCUUUCUCCACCCUGAUUGGCAGCAGUUGCCCGAGGUCUCAAGAUUACCCGGCUCUGAUCUUGCAGUUGCUGGCUGAAUAGACCACCGAGCCCCAAAUAAUCCCUUUUCUCCUUGCAGGCCACAAACUAAAGAAAGAGUUCUUGGCUCAUGCCAGACCACACAAUGGGAUCCUGUGGAUCUCUCCCGCUAAUGGCGAGUGCUCCUUCCACCCCUGCAAAGAGCUUCUUUUUAGAGGGGAAGGUAUAACUAUUAAGCAGAACGGACCUACAGGAUCCGACCCUCCAAUCUGAAUCCAGUGAUGAAAGCUGGUUUAGCGGGCGAUACAGCUUAGGAGGACAACGUCAACGUGCCCCAUUUAGGAAUUCAGAAAGGCCUCUGGAACCAUGCACCACAGUAGCUAAGAAAUACCUAGGAAUCUGGGACAAUGAUGAAAGCAGCCACGCCUUGCCCUGGGACAAUGAACAACAGUUGCAUCGGGAACAAACUAGGUGCUGUCACAAAGGUGGCUCUAAAAUGUUCGUACUGCAAUGCGAAUAAGUAUUUGGAUUCCAAUCCUGAUUAAUAUUAAUAAUACUUCUUCAAGUAGUGUUAACUUUUAAAAAGACACCGUUCUUUUUCCUGUGAGCGAUAGGGACUCACACUGCAUCUCUGGAAAAGGCAAACUGCAAAUUUACUGGCUAUUGGGGGUCAAAUCUAGGGAGCGUUUGUCCAGAAGAAGAAUCGUCAUUGCAGCCCCAGAGUUCAGUUGGCUCCAGAGCCCUCGAGGAAGCUUCUUCUCACCUCAGCCUCGAGCACAGCGUUAUCAAGAACUGGGGUGGCCGAUUUUUGCUUGGCCUUUAAAAAGCAGCUUAGAAUUCCGAUGGUUCAUUAAUUCAUGUUCAAUAUUAUUCAGGCUCCUUUAACAGCGAACAUGUAAGAAGUCUGCAUCGAGUGAUUCAGAAUCUCAAUUUUUGUCUUGAGAAAUCCACCA
Messenger RNA from Eublepharis macularius, 2442 nucleotides. It is a transcript of the gene MORN3, whose product is annotated as MORN repeat containing 3. The transcript has 6 exons. NCBI's taxonomy places the organism in Eukaryota, Metazoa, Chordata, Lepidosauria, Squamata, Eublepharidae. The record is from RefSeq and is a predicted model, not a curated record. Bases 2 to 790 code for a protein of 262 amino acids.